Molecule: messenger RNA, 707 nt
Organism: Phragmites australis (common reed)
Lineage: Eukaryota; Viridiplantae; Streptophyta; Magnoliopsida; Poales; Poaceae
Exons: 5
Coding region: 145-546 (133 amino acids)
Cellular component (GO): nucleus
Molecular function (GO): RNA binding
Source: RefSeq, a predicted model, not a curated record
CCCGCUCCCCUUCCGUCUCGCCUUCUCCCCUGAUCCGAGGCUGCCAUCAAUAUCACCACCGCCACCAAGAACCCAAUCCAAUCCUGCCAGAAGAGCAAACGUUCUCUGAUUGAUCGAUUGGUUGAUCGAUCGCUAGUUCUCACCAUGUCUAGUGACACGGCAGCGGCGUCGCAGUCGGGCGGCGACGCGCAGCAGCAGAAGGCCGCCGGCGGCAACCGGAUUCAGGUGUCCAGCUCCAAGAAGCCGCUCUUCUUCUACGUCAACCUCGCCAAGAGGUAUAUGCAGCAGCACGGCGACGUCGAGCUCUCCGCGCUCGGGCUGGCGAUAUCUACAGUUGUCACCAUUGCUGAGAUUCUGAAGAACAAUGGUCUUGCUGUUGAGAAGAAGAUUAGGACAUCCACUGUUGAAAUCAAUGACGAAAUGAGAGGCCGGUCGCUCCAAAAGGCUAAGAUUGAGAUAGUGUUGGGAAAAACUGACAACUUCGAUGAGUUGAUGGCCGCUGCCGCUGGAGAGGCGGCCGUGGGCGAUGGCGAGGAGCAGACCUAAAAGUUCUAGAGACUUCUUUGCCUUUUUUAUCCUUUUCCCUCCUUUUGUUAAAUUGGGUGAUGCUGGUGCAUGAUGAUGGAUGUGUUUUGGUGUGUCACUUGUUUGGGUGUGGCAUUUUUGGAACAUUUAUUUGAUUUAUUCCAUUUGUCGUGCUUUGAGUA